Vigna umbellata (rice bean) is the source of this 950-nucleotide messenger RNA. Lineage: Eukaryota; Viridiplantae; Streptophyta; Magnoliopsida; Fabales; Fabaceae. The record is from RefSeq and is a predicted model, not a curated record.
CAACGAAAACUCUUGUUCUCUCUCUCAUUUUCUAAUCGUUCAUGGAAAAAAUGUUACCGUUUGUUCUUUUAGCUUUCCCCAUCUUGCUAUUAUUCCUCUUACGAAUACGCAAAACAUCUAAGAAACCAACCUUUCCACCAGGCCCUAGAGGUCUUCCUUUGAUUGGCAAUCUUUAUCUACUCGAUAGUUCUACCCUUUGUUUGAAGCUAUAUGAACUCUCCAAAAAAUACGGUCCCAUCUUUUCUCUUCAACUGGGUUCAAGGCCUGCCAUUGUUAUCUCCUCACCAAAACUAGCCAAGGAGGUAAUGAAAACCCAGGACCUUGCCUUCUGUGGCCGACCCUCUCUCCUAAGCUCAAUGAAACUUUCCUAUAAUGGGCUAGACAUGGCAUUUUCACCCUAUAGAGAUUAUUGGAGACACACCAGAAAAAUUUCCAUCAUCCACUUCCUUAGCCUUAAGCGUGUUCUAAUGUUUUCCCAGUUCAGAAAAUGUGAGGUAUCCCAUUUGGUGAGAAAGAUAUCGGAGCACGCUUCUUGUUCCAAGGAGACGAACUUGCAUGAGCUCCUGACUUGUCUCACAAGCGCUGUAGUGUUUAGAAAUGCUCUGGGGAGAAGGUAUGAAGAGGAAGGAAUCGAGAAAAGCAUGUUCCAUGGCCUUCUUAAAGAAGCGCAGGAAUUGAUAGCUUCAACUUUCUACACAGAUUACAUUCCUUUUGUUGGUGGUGUGGUUGAUAAACUCACAGGGUUGAUGGGUCGUCUUGAGAAAAUGUUUAAUCUGUUGGAUGGGUUUUUCCAGAACGCCAUCGAUGAACACCUUGAUCCUGAAAGGAAGAAACUUACCGAUGAAGGGGAUUUCAUCGAUGCAUUGAUUCAACUGAAGAAUGACCCUUCCUUCUCCAUGCAUCUCACUCCUUCUCACAUCAAACCCUUGAUGAUGGUUAUUAUAUUCUAA